AUUAAAGAAACUAAAGAAAAAGCUCAUGCAAGUUGGCAAAAUUUGCCUCACAACACGCGUUGGACAAAUUUCUGUAAAUUAACAAUUAACUUAAAUUAAUACAUAAAACAACUUAUUUUAGCAAAGUCAAAAUAUUUCUUCUGGUUUUAGUGUGCUGAUGCGUUCUCAGUCAUAGAGCUAGAACAUUGCAUUAGCACGACGGCCCACAGCGACGAGAGUCACUUUGGAUUAUUUUAUAUUUAUAUGUAAAGGAGAGUGGUAAAACAUCCCUCAGCUGAGACACGUCUUCGCGCGGCUUUCAAUAUGGAUGAAAGAGGUCCAUGUCUUCAUCCACUGAUGAAGAUAUUAGGAACUUUGUGGAACCAUUAGAUCUUCCUAAACUGAAGACUGAGCAAAAAAAUUCUCUUGAUUCUGAGAUAACCUUGGAGGAGCUUGUUGAGAACUGGUUGAAUAUUUCAGAAUGCAGAUCAGAGAAGAUCCAGAUGUGGCUUCAGCCGUGGCUGCGAUACGCUCACUACUUGAAUUCCUAAGGAGAGAUCAAAGUGAGACUAUUGUUGGCUUGAGAGAGAACAUGACACAGGCUAUACACAGACUACAGGAGACUGAUUCAUCAGUUGCUGUCUCAUCUGGAGGAGAACUCUUCCUGCGUUUCAUCAGUCUUACCUCUCUGGAACAUCCGGAUCUCUCGCAGUGUAAAAAUGUGAUGAUAGAGAGAGGUGAACUCUUCUUGAAGAAAAUAUCCCUCUCUAGGGGUAAAGUGGCCAAACUCUGUCACACCUUUGUCAAAGAUGGAGCUAAAAUCCUGACACACUCUUCAUCUAGAGUUGUGUUAAAGGUUCUUGAAAAUGCUGCAGCUGAUAAUAAACGUUUUACUGUGUAUGUCACCGAAUCACAACCAGACUUAGCAGGUGAAUUGAUGGCUCAGAAACUACGCAGACUCAACAUACCUGUCACAGUAGUGCUUGAUGCUGCAGUCGGGUACAUCAUGGAGAAAGUAGACCUGGUAAUUGUUGGUGCUGAGGGUGUUGUGGAAAGUGGUGGUGCUAUCAACAAGAUUGGUACCUAUCAGAUGGCAGUGUGCUCUAAGGCACACAAUAAACCAUUUUAUGUGGUGGCAGAAAGUUUUAAGUUUGUGCGACUCUACCCUCUAAACCAACAAGACGUACCCGAUAGAUUUAAGUAUAAAGCAGAUAUCCUGAGAACAGUGGAAGAUCUCAAUCAAGAGCACCCAAUGAUUGACUACACCCCUCCUUCCCUCAUUACAUUACUUUUCACUGACCUAGGUGUGCUGACCCCCUCUGCUGUCAGCGAUGAGCUCAUCAAACUCUACUUAUGAUGUGCUUGAGUGUUCUGCAUAAUAACAUUUGAAUUAUUGCCCACAUGUAUGACCACAUAGAUUUCAAAUACACCACUUACUGAAAUGUUUUGAAAAUUGUAAAAUGUCCUGUAUUUGAAAACUUUGCCACCGUUGAAGAUUAAAUUGUCUGGUUUAAAUAUCAGAAAGGACAAUGGAUCAUUUUCAUGUGCCUA
Messenger RNA from Myxocyprinus asiaticus (Chinese sucker), 1530 nucleotides. It is a transcript of the gene eif2b1, whose product is annotated as eukaryotic translation initiation factor 2B, subunit 1 alpha. NCBI's taxonomy places the organism in Eukaryota, Metazoa, Chordata, Actinopteri, Cypriniformes, Catostomidae. Gene Ontology annotation, biological process: translational initiation. The record is from RefSeq and is a predicted model, not a curated record. Gene Ontology annotation, cellular component: eukaryotic translation initiation factor 2B complex. Gene Ontology annotation, molecular function: translation initiation factor activity; guanyl-nucleotide exchange factor activity. Bases 461 to 1336 code for a protein of 291 amino acids. The transcript is spliced from 10 exons.